This is a messenger RNA of Lathyrus oleraceus (garden pea), 630 nucleotides long. RefSeq lists its product as uncharacterized. The record is from RefSeq and is a predicted model, not a curated record. Lineage: Eukaryota; Viridiplantae; Streptophyta; Magnoliopsida; Fabales; Fabaceae. Bases 1 to 630 code for a protein of 209 amino acids. The transcript has 2 exons.
AUGGCCGGAAGAAACGCUGGGAGGAAUGAUGAGGCUCUUGCUGCAGCUAUGCAGGCAAUGGCUCAGGCGUUCACGAACCCACCCAAUGCUGACGAGAACGUGGGAUCUCAUAGUCUGGCGACGUUUCAGAGGGAGAACCCGCCUACUUUUCUGGGUAGGUAUGAUCCUGAAGGAGCCUUGGCUUGGUUGAAGGAGAUUGAAAGAAUCUUCAGAGUGAUGGAUUGCACUCUUGUGCAAAAGAUCCGUUAUGGAACUCAUAAGCUGUCAGGUGAAGCCGAUGAUUGGUGGGUGGACACUCGUCUAAGGUUGGAAACUGCGGGCGAGGAGAUUACUUGGGAAGUGUUUCGUAGAGAAUUUUUGAGGAAGUAUUAUCCAGAAGAUUUCUAUGCUCACUAUGAUGGAGCCAAUGCCGAAUUCUCUAAGUGCAUCAAGUUUGAAAAUGGAUUGUGUCCGGAAAUUAAGAAAGUUGUGGGAUAUCAAAAGAUUCGCGUCUUUGCGGAUAUGAUUGAUAGUUAUAGAAUCUUUGAAGAGGACAACAAUGCACACUAUAAGAUCUUGUCUGAGAAGAGAGGAAAGGGCCAACACAGCCGUGGUAAGCCAUAUGAAACUCCGGUUGGAAAAGGGAAAUAG